Plasmodium vivax (malaria parasite P. vivax) is the source of this 814-nucleotide messenger RNA. Its product is annotated as nucleoside diphosphate kinase A, putative. NCBI's taxonomy places the organism in Eukaryota, Apicomplexa, Aconoidasida, Haemosporida, Plasmodiidae. The record is from RefSeq and is a predicted model, not a curated record. The transcript has a single exon. Gene Ontology annotation, molecular function: nucleoside diphosphate kinase activity. Bases 365 to 814 code for a protein of 149 amino acids. Gene Ontology annotation, biological process: CTP biosynthetic process; GTP biosynthetic process; UTP biosynthetic process.
GACAUAAUACUUUGCACGCUUGUCGCUGCCCAAUUUGGAAAUAUUUUUGACCCUAUGUUGAUUCUCCUCCCUUCUUCGGUAUCUGUUAGUGUGACCCUUUAAGCGGCCUUUUUUUUCUUCCUUUUUUGGGACACCUUACCCCUUGCGUGUGGCUUUUUGAAGGUCUCUCGGACUGCAACUUUUGUGAACCCCCUCGCAGGUAGAAGCGGUGUGGUCAGUGCCCAGCUGGAACACUCUCCAGGAUAAUCACCAAUUUGCCGCCAAGCCUGUUUGGUGAAAGCACCCAAUUUGAAGAAGCGGCGAAGUGGCGAAGCGGCGAGGCGCGACCCAGUUGAAGAAUUCCUUUACAGUGCAGAGGGGCAGAAUGGAAAAAAGCUUUAUCAUGGUGAAACCGGAUGGGGUUCAGAGGGGACUGGUAGGAACCAUCAUCGAGCGGUUCGAAAAAAAGGGAUACAAAAUGAUAGCCUUAAAGAUGCUGAACCCGACGAAUGAAAUUCUUAAGGAGCAUUACAAGGAGUUAGCAGACAAGCCAUUUUUUAACACCCUCAUAGAGUACAUCAGUAAAGGGCCCGUUGUUGCUAUGGUUUGGGAAGGCGUCGAAAUUGUGAGUCAAGGCAGGAAACUCAUUGGAGAAACGAACCCUUUGAGUAGCAACACUGGAACUAUUAGGGGGGAUUUCUGUCUGGAGGUCAGCCGAAAUGUUAUUCACGGCAGUGAUUCCGUUGCGUCGGCCAAUCGGGAAAUUAACAUUUGGUUUAAGGCCGACGAGUUGGUGCAGUGGAGUCACCACUCGAAGCCGUGGAUCUACGCGUAG